UCUGUGUGUAUCUGUGAGCUGUCAGUACUUCCGGUGAGCUGAGCCGGUUUAGACCGGUCUGAGGAGAGACGUUGGUGACGGUUCUAGAGGACCGGCUCCGUCCUUCUGAGGGGGGCUCCGUAUUCGGGAAAUCCUCCAACAAGGCUUCACCAUGACACCUUCCCAGGUCUCCUUCUACAUCAGAGGGGCAACAGAGCCAGGGGAAGUCAUUGCACUGUGUGGGAGUAGUGAAGAAUUGGGUGCCUGGAAGCCACAAAAUGCCGUUAUGCUGCAGCCUGACCCCAAUGAUUGUAUGGUCUGGAGAACAAAUGUUACACUCCCAAAAGGAACUAAAGUACAAUAUCGAUAUUUCAAGGGCUUCUUUCUGGAACCAAGGAACACCGGCGGUCCAUGCCAAGUCAUAGUUCACAAGUGGGAGACCCAUCUACAGCCACGAUCGAUAAAUCCUUUAGAUGAUGAAACUUGCGUAGAUGAUGGAGAGUUUGGACUUCACAAUGGCGUUGAAACGGUGGAUUCCGGAUGGCUGACAUGUCAGACUGAGCUUAGAUUACGGCUACAUUUUUCAGAAAAACAACCCGUUUCUAUAACCAAGAAAAAAUUUAAAAAGUCUAGGUUUAGGGUGAAGCUGUCACUGGGUGGCUUUGAAGAAGAGGGCGAAGAUGAAGAUCAGGAAAAGCCCUCCCCUAUUUUUCUUCCAAAGAUGACUAGCACAUUUGAGAUCUCUUUAAUAAGCAACACAGAAUACCAGUCUCGGCAUUCCCAGCCAGAAUGUGGUUAUGGUCUCCAGCUUGACAGAUGGACGGAGUUCAGUAUACACACCAUGGAGCCAGACAACUUAGAGUUACUCUUUGACUUUUUUGAAGAAGACUUGAGUGAAGCUGUGGUACAGGGUGACGCACUCCCGGGUCAUGUGGGCACUGCUUGCCUGCUGUCCUCUUCUAUCAUUGAGACCGGAAAAAGUAACGGUGUCAUCACACUCCCAAUCAUGAGCAGGAACGGCAGGCAGGCGCUUGGAAAAGUUCGAGUUGACUAUAUUCUUAUAAAGCCAAUACAAGGUUAUUCCUGUGAAAUGAAAAGCUCUUUCUGCAAGUACUGGAAGCCAAGGACUCCACUUGAUGUCGGACACAGAGGAGCCGGCAACUCCACCACUACUGCAAAAUUGGCCAAAGUUCGAGAAAACACAAUAGCAUCAUUAAAGAGUGCCGCCAAUCAUGGUGCAGCUUUUGUUGAAUUUGAUGUUCAUCUGUCGAAAGACCACAUCCCAGUGAUAUAUCAUGACCUCACAUGCUGUAUAUCUAUGAAAAAGAAAGCUAAUGCUACAUCUCUGGAGCUGUUUGAGAUACCUGUGAAAGAGCUCACCUACGACCAACUUCAACUCCUAAAUCUGGCACAUGUGACUGCACUUAAAUCACAGUAUCUUCAUGAUUCUUUAGAUGAAGAAUGCUCUGUAUCGGACAGCCAGCCUUUUCCUUCCCUUCAAACGGUGCUGGAAUCUGUGCCUGAAGAUGUUGGAUUCAAUAUUGAAAUCAAAUGGAUCUUGCAAGAAAAAAAUGGUAAAUGGGAUGGUAAUUUAUCCAGCUACUUUGACAUGAACAUCUUCCUGGAUAUCAUUCUCGCGACUGUCCUGAAAAAUGCUGGCAGUCGAAGGAUUGUGUUCUCGUGUUUUGAUGCAGAUAUUUGCACAAUGGUCCGUCUCAAACAAAAUAAGUAUCCCAUCCUUUUUCUGACACAAGGGCAGUCCGAAAUCUAUCCAGAGCUCAUGGAUUUGAGAUCACGAUCAACUCCAUUUGCAAUGAGCUUCGCUCAGUUUGAAAAUAUUCUGGGAAUCAAUGUCCACACGGAAGAUCUGCUCAAAAAUCCACAUUAUAUACGUGAGGCGAAAUCAAAAGGCUUGGUUGUGUUCUGCUGGGGCGAUGAUACCAACGACCCGGAUAACCGGAAUCUGAUGAGAGAUUACGGAAUCGAUGGACUUAUCUAUGACAGAAUUUACGACUGGAAUCCUGAACAGCCAAACGUAUUCAAAGUUGAACAAAUGGAGCGUCUUAAGAAGGGUUUGCCCGUGGGAAUGCUUAGGAGCUGCUUGUGCUCAGUUGACCAAUACGUGUGCAAUUCAACCAACUGCUGCGGCAACCUUCUCUGCAUGGAUACCAACGGCGUCGCCAACCACAAGCUAGUUUAAGUUCAUCUGCACCUUCUCUAGCAAUCUCAGGGGCCAUAAUCAUCCUUUUGCUGUCCUAAAUGGGCAAAAGCGAAGCCAUCCGUUAUCCCCCAUUACACUCGUUACACCCUGAUGACUGUUGCUGUAUUAGCGUGUCUUUUUUUUUAUAUUUUUAUUGGCCAGACGUAGUUAUUAUCACAGUACUCUGCGAUCAAAGCUCUCAUCAGCCAACCAAUGCACUGGUAGAGAGGAUUUGUAUAGAAAUAAUUGAUGAGAUUGCUACUCCUUACCAUAGUACCUCAGAAGAGAAUGAUUCACUCUUUAUAUAACUUCAAGUGCAAUAUACACGCUGUGGACAGCGGCCUUCUGUGUGCACAGCGAUCUCUGUACUGUACACAUAACCAUGUCUGGCCACUGACCGAUUACCUCAUUUGCAGACUUUUGCACGGCUAAAUGCUUUGGCACAAAAUGAAUGUGCCACCCUGUCAUGAUAAAGUGUUUCUGGAUUCUGGUGCUUACAAGCUCUUUUAAAGUAUGUAGAGGCAUUAAAGAUGUUUUAUGUGCGUUCCCUCUCAAAA
Messenger RNA from Rana temporaria (common frog), 2736 nucleotides. It is a transcript of the gene GPCPD1, whose product is annotated as glycerophosphocholine phosphodiesterase 1. Gene Ontology annotation, biological process: glycerophospholipid catabolic process. NCBI's taxonomy places the organism in Eukaryota, Metazoa, Chordata, Amphibia, Anura, Ranidae. The transcript has 20 exons. The record is from RefSeq and is a predicted model, not a curated record. The coding region runs from base 152 to 2179 and encodes 675 amino acids. Gene Ontology annotation, molecular function: starch binding; glycerophosphocholine phosphodiesterase activity.